Molecule: messenger RNA, 7394 nt
Organism: Tetranychus urticae (two-spotted spider mite)
Lineage: Eukaryota; Metazoa; Arthropoda; Arachnida; Trombidiformes; Tetranychidae
Gene: ACC
Product: acetyl-CoA carboxylase
Biological process (GO): fatty acid biosynthetic process
Cellular component (GO): mitochondrion
Molecular function (GO): ATP binding; acetyl-CoA carboxylase activity; metal ion binding
Source: RefSeq, a predicted model, not a curated record
AAUGUAAGAAGGAAAACCUGAGAUCAUACGAUCCAGGUUUCGGUAUUAUUUCCUUUAAACAACAACAACAUCAUAUUAUUUUUGUGUUUUUGUAUAUUUUUGUAUUUAUCAUGACUGGUUGUUACAAGUUUACAUAAGAAACAAUUAUUUUUUUAUUAUUAUUAUCUAUUUUAUUUCUAUUGCUGUUAUUAAUUGUCUCAGUUAGUAGACCACCUCCACGAACUAUGGAUUCGCGGAGAUUUCGUCGACAAGUUAAACGUCUCAGACAAUCGAUGAGUGGACCAAAUUUAUCUUCACAAGAUCAAGAUGCAGCAAUUAUUUCCACACCAGAAGAGUUUGUUCGUCGAUUUGAUGGACGUAAAGUCAUCAAAACGGUUCUUAUUGCUAAUAAUGGUAUAGCUGCUGUCAAAUGUAUGCGAUCUAUUCGUCGUUGGGCUUAUGAAAUAUUCCGCAAUGAAAGAGCCAUUAGAUUUGUCGUCAUGGUUACACCAGAAGAUCUUAAGGCCAACGCCGAAUAUAUUAAGAUGGCUGAUCAUUAUGUGCCUGUCCCAGGAGGACCAAAUAAUAAUAACUAUGCUAACGUUGACUUGAUUGUCGAUAUAGCCAUAAGAAUGAAAGCUCAAGGUGUUUGGGCCGGUUGGGGACAUGCUAGCGAAUAUCCAAGAUUACCUGAACUUUUAAAUAAAGCUGGAAUUGCGUUCAUGGGUCCACCUCAUCAUGCUAUGUGGGCUUUAGGAGACAAGAUUGCUUCCUCGAUAGUUGCUCAAACAGCGAGGGUACCAACUCUUUCCUGGAGUGGAAGUGGCCUUGUAGAUUCCAACUACGUCGAGGGUAAACCGAUUAAAAUAUCUGCAGAUCUUUAUCGUAAAGGUUGCGUCUCUGAUGAAGUCGAAGGUCUUGAGGCAUCAUAUAAAAUAGGUUUUCCGGUUAUGAUAAAGGCUUCUGAAGGUGGUGGUGGUAAAGGUAUCCGUAAAUGUGAAUCAGCUGAUGAAUUUUCAAUCAAAUUUCGCCAAGUGCAAAAUGAAGUUCCUGGAUCACCUAUUUUCAUUAUGAAACUAGCUACUUGUGCUCGCCAUUUAGAGGUCCAACUUCUUGCCGAUCAGUACGGUAAUGCAAUAUCACUUUUUGGACGUGAUUGUUCAAUUCAACGUCGUCAUCAGAAAAUUAUUGAAGAAGCACCAUGUGUAAUUGCAAAUGAGGAAGCUUUUGCUGAAAUGGAAGAAGCUGCUGUUAGGUUGGCCAAGAUGGUUGGCUACGAAUCAACUGGGACAGUUGAAUAUCUUUAUGACCCGGCGGAAAAUAAAUUUUACUUUCUUGAACUUAAUCCUCGUCUUCAAGUUGAACAUCCAUGUUCUGAAAUGGUUUCUGACGUCAAUUUGCCUGCUUGUCAACUACAGAUAGCUAUGGGGCUUCCUCUGUACAGAAUUAAAGACAUUCGUUUGUUGUACGGUGAACCCCCUCUCAAUGAUAAUCCAAUUGACUUCAAAUUAGGACGUGCUCAACCCUGGGGCCAUGUUAUUGCAGCCCGAAUCACAUCAGAAAAUCCUGAUGAAGGUUUCAAGCCAUCAAGUGGAACGGUUCAAGAGCUCAAUUUUAGGAGCAACAAAAAUGUUUGGGGUUAUUUCAGUGUUGGUGCUUCUGGAGGUUUACACGAGUUUGCUGAUUCACAAUUUGGACAUUGUUUCUCUUGGGGUGAAGAUCGAGAGCAAGCAAGAGAAAAUCUUGUUAUAGCUUUGAAAGAAUUAUCCAUUCGUGGUGAUUUUCGUACUACUGUUGAAUAUCUGAUUACUUUAUUAGAAACGGAAGCUUUCCAGAAAAAUGAAAUUGACACUGGCUGGUUAGAUAAAUUAAUCUCUGAACGUGUUCAAAGUGACAAGCCUAAGACAAGUCUUGCCCUUAUUUGUGGUUCUAUUCAUGUUGCUGAUGCUCAAUUUUCUGGUAAUUGGCAAAAUUUUGAAAGUUCUUUACAGAAAGGCCAAAUUCCGCAUGCUACGACUUUAACAAAUUCCGUUAAUGUUGAACUAAUCUACGAAAAUGUAAAGUAUUUGUUUAAUGUUGCUAAAAGUGGGCCCAACAGUUAUUUUGUAGUUCUCAAUGAUUCCUACAAAGAGGUUGAAGUUCACCAAAUGUCAGAUUCGGGUUUACUCUUAUCUGUUGAUGGAUCUUCAAUUGUUACUUACAUGAAAGAAGAAAUUGACCAAUAUCGAGUAAUUGUUGCCAAUCAAACGUGUGUCUUCAGCAAAGAAAAUGAUCCAACUAUACUGCGUUCUCCAUCUCCCGGUAAACUUCAACAAUUUUUAGUGGAAGAUGGGUCUCACGUAAGUGCAGGUCAACCGUAUGCUGAAAUUGAGGUCAUGAAAAUGAUAAUGACAUUAACAACUUCAGAAAGUGGAAUAAUUCGACAUGCUAAACGAUUUGGUUCAGUUCUGGAAGCGGGUUGUAUCUUGGCUCGCCUUGAUCUUGAUGAUCCAACCAAAGUAAGAAGAGCUGAAUUAUACUCAGAGGGUUGGCAAGAAUUGAUGGCUCGCGAUAUUGUGGGAAAAAAUCCUAGUGAAACUGAUUCUGCUCACCCUCAAAAGCUCAAUGUUACCUUUUCAUCUGUUAAAUCUCAUUUGGAAAAUUUUUUAGCUGGUUACGUUUUACCAGAGCCUUUUUAUACAACCAAGAUGCAAGAAAAUGUUACCCUUUUUAUGCGAUGUCUUAAAGAUCCACAACUUCCUCUACUUGAAUUACAAGAUAUUAUUUCAUCUCAAAGUGGUCGAAUUCCUCCUUCUGUGGAAAGUUCAAUUAAAAAAUUGAUGCAAAAAUAUGCCAAGAAUAUAACCGCUGUGUUACAAAUAUUCCCGUCCCAAGAAAUUGCCUCUGUCAUUGACAGUUAUGCGGCAACAUUGGAGAAACGAAGUGAUCGUGAUGUUUUUUUCCUCAAUACUCAAGGAAUUGUUCAAUUAGUACAACGUUAUCGUAAUGGUAUUCGUGGUCGUUUAAGAAGUUGUGUUCAAGAUUUACUUAAAAAUUACAUUGACGUUGAACAACAUUUUCAAGCUGGAGAUUACGAUAAAUGCGUAUCAGCAUUGACUGAAAAAUAUAAAGAUGAAGGAAUGAGCAAAGCAGUUGCAAAUAUAUUCUCCCACUUGAAUGUUGCAAAAAAGAAUCAACUUAUCAUCAAGCUUAUCGAUCAUCUAGCAGGACAAGAGCCAGGAUUAACUGAAGAGCUCAGUAAUAUUCUCAAUGCUUUAACCGCGUUGAACAGGAGUGAAAACGUUAAAGUUGCAUUGAGAGCUAGACAGGUACUCAUCUCUGCUCACCAACCACCAUACGCUCUACGAUUUAGUCAAAUGGAAGCAAUGUUUCUCUCGGUCAUUGAUAUGUACUCACAUGAAUUUGAUGCAAACAAUAUGAAUAAGUUAAUUAUCAGUGAGACAUCUAUUUUUGAUGUUCUCCAUCAAUUCUUCUACCAUUCCAAUAUAGUUGUUAGAAAAGCUUCUCUUGAGGUUUAUGUUCGCCGGGCGUAUAUUUGCUAUGAAAUGGUUGCUCUUCAACACCUUUUUAUUCGAAACAGUCCAAAUGACUCUGGUUCAAUCGAGUUAUCAAACAGUUAUGCUGAACAAAAUGAUUCUGUUAUACCAACAGCAGUUUUCCACUUUAUACUUCCUUCGUCACAUCCAUCAAUUGCCUCACAACCUCAAUCACAAAAUACCGAGGGCUUAUCAAAUAAUUUUUCUGGCGAAUCAAGUGCUCAUUUACAUUCCAAUUACAGAAUAGGUGUAAUAGCUGCCUUCAAAAAUUUAGAACAUGUUGAGGAACAUUUUGAUAGUUUACUUAACGCUUUAACUGACUUCGAUAAAGAUUUGGCAGCUGAACAUUUUGACGCACCAGAAUCUAAUCACCAAUCAUCAUCUCCUAGUGAUAAAGGCUCAAGCGAUAUGAAUGGUUACAAUGGUCCAGAUACUGAAGAGUCUCAAAAUAAAGAGUCAAAUGAACCCAUACAUAUCAUAAAUAUUGCAAUUAAACCUGAAGGUGCUGAUGAUGAAAUUUUGUCUAAAAAAUGUGAAGCUUUCUGUCAAAGCAGAAGUAAAUUACUUAUUGAACGUGGAGUUCGACGAGUAACAUUCAUUGUCUGUAAUCUUUACUGCUUCCCAAGAUAUUUCACUUACAGACAGCGUGAUGGUUUCACAGAAGAUAGAAUCUACCGACAUCUUGAGCCUGCACUGGCUUUCCAAUUAGAAAUCAAUCGAUUAAGAAACUACGAUUUGGAAGCUAUUCCUACUGCCAAUCAACGAAUGCAUUUAUAUCUUGGAAAAGCAAAAUCAACUCAUACAAAACAGUUAAUAGAUUACAGAUUUUUCAUUCGCACAAUCAUAAGACAUUCAGAUUUGAUAACUAAAGAAGCAAGUUACGAAUUUCUACAAAAUGAAGGCGAAAGAUUUUUACUUGAGGCCUUAGAUGAAUUAGAAGUUGCAUUUACCCAUCCUGCUGCCAAACAAACAGAUUGUAAUCAUAUAUUUUUAAACUUUGUUCCUAAAGUUACCAUGGAUCCUUUAAGAAUAGCAGAAAAUGUUAAAAAUACAGUUAAAAAUUAUGCCUCUCGUUUGAGGAAACUUCGAGUUCUACAAGCUGAACUGAGAAUGAGGAUAAGAAUGACCACCAAUGGUAAAUGUACACCUUUCCGAUUAUAUGUUUCAUAUGAAUCGGGCUACUCAUUAGCUAUUCAUCUUUACAAGGAAACUCGUGAUCCUGCUUCAGGAUUAACUAAAUUUGAAGCAUGGGGUGCACCUUAUUAUGAACCAGGACCCUUAAAUGACCAGCCAAUUUCCUCUCCAUACCGAACUAAAGAUUAUUUACAAUCUAAAAGAUUUCUUGCUCAAAGUAACGGAACUACUUAUAUUUACGAUUUUCCUGUCAUGUUUCAAACCGCACUUACACAAAUAUGGAGGGAAUAUUUAAAAUCUAAAGAAGACUAUGAACUUGAAAUGCCCAAAACAGUUUUAUCUUAUGUAGAACUUGUUGUUGACUUUUCAACUGGUAAAAUGACUGAACAAAAUCGUCAACCCGGUGAAAAUGAAUGUGGAAUGGUUGCUUGGCAUUUCACUCUAUUUACUCCUGAGUAUCCUGAGGGUCGAGAUAUUAUUGUUAUUGGUAACGAUAUUACCCAUCAACUGGGUAUAUUUGGUCCCCGUGAAGAUAUUGCUUUUAACCUUGCCAGUGUUCGAGCUCGAGAAUUGGGCAUACCACGUAUCUACAUUUCAGCUAACAGUGGAGCAAAGAUUGGUCUUGCCGAAGAAGUUAAAAGUAUUUUUGAAAUUUGUUGGAUUGAUAAAAAUAUUCCAGAUAAAGGAUUCCAUUACCUCUAUUUAAGUCCAGAAAAUUAUAAGAAAAUUGAAAAAUCAAUUAAUGCAGAAUUGAUUGAAGAUGAAGGGGAACAGAGAUACAAAAUUUUAGAUAUUGUUGGUAAAGAAGAAGGUUUGGGAGUAGAAAAUCUUAAAUAUGCUGGUUUAAUUGCCGGAGAAACAUCCAGAGCAUAUCAAGAAGUAAUAACUAUAACAAUGGUAACGUGUCGUGCAAUUGGAAUUGGUUCCUACUUAGCUCGUUUAUCUCAACGUAUUGUCCAACUUGAAAGUUCACACAUAAUUCUUACUGGACAUGCAUCACUGAACAAGGUGCUUGGAACUGAAGUUUACUCAUCAAAUAAUCAAUUAGGAGGAACUCAAAUCAUGUUUGCCAACGGAGUUAGCCAUGCGAAAGCUAAAGAUGAUUUAGAAGCUAUUCUAGUGAUAUUAGAUUGGCUUUCAUACGCUCCGAAAAAACGAGAAAAGGCAACUAAAUUGGUCAAUUUAACUAAAAUAAAGCCAGCGCCUUUACCGAUAAUGGAACCGACUGAUAUAAUUGAUCGUGAUGUUGUCUAUUGUCCCACAAGUUCGCCUUAUGAUCCUCGAUGGAUUUUGAAUGGACGCGAAUCACCGCAAGGAGUUUGGGAAGAAGGUUUCUUUGACAAAGGUUCAUUCCAUGAAAUUAUGGCAGGUUGGGCUAAAACGGUUGUUGUUGGGCGAGCUCGUCUUGGUGGUAUUCCUGUAGGUGUUAUAUCUGUAGAAGUUCGUAAAACUGAAGUUAUAAUUCCUGCUGAUCCUGCUAAUCCAACUUCCGAAACAAAAGUUCAAUCUCAAGCUGGUCAAGUAUGGUUCCCUGACAGUGCGUUCAAAACUGCUCAAGCUAUCAAUGAUUUCAAUCGUGAAGGCUUACCAUUAAUGAUUUUUGCUAAUUGGAGAGGUUUUUCUGGGGGUAUGAAGGAUAUGUAUGAUCAAAUUCUGAAAUUUGGUGCUCAAAUCGUAGAUGCUCUUGUAGCCUACAAUCAACCAAUUAUUGUUUAUAUUCCUCCUUAUGCUGAAUUACGUGGUGGAGCUUGGGCUGUUGUUGAUACCACAAUUAACCCUCGACACAUGGAGAUGUAUGCUGAUCCUGAUAGUCGUGGUGGUGUUAUCGAGCCAGAAGGUUCAGUCGAAAUCAGAUUUAGAAUUAAAGAUCAAAUAAAAGCUAUGCACAGAAAUGACGUUAUCUGUAAAAAGAUUAUUGCUGAAAUUAACAAAACAACCGAUCCUGCGGUAAAGAAAAAACUCGAAAGACAAUUGAAUGAUAGAGAGCAACAAAUCAAAGGUGCAUAUCAUAUUGUUGCUACAUAUUUUGCUGAUUUACAUGACAAACCGUACAAUAUGUUGAUGAGGAAAGCUAUUAGAGGUAUCAUUCCAUGGCAUAGGUCACGUUAUUAUUUCUAUUGGAGAUUAAGACGCCUUUCUGUUGAAGAGAUAUUGAAGUGUGAUUUGGAAUCAAUUGAUGGAUCCAUGACCAUUGAACAAAUAAAUAAUUUGAUGGAAAAAUGGUUCUAUGCGGACCAAAAAAAUACACAGACUCAACUUUGGAAUGAUGAUAAAUUUGUUGCUGAAUGGUUACAAAUGCAAUUGGAUGACCCAGCAUCUCUUGUCAAUGAAAAUCUUAAAGAGUUACGACUCAAUAAUUUUUCACAAGUAGUUGAAAGUGUCUGUGAACAAUUCUUACCAAAAGGACUCACAAGCGAAGAUAGCCUUAGAGUUGCCGAUUGUUUAAGAACGUUGACAGAUAAAUUAAAGACUAAAGUGGUCUUCAGUAACAAACAUAGUGAUAUCGAAAAGGAGGCGACAAAUGACGGGCAAAGUGUUGAAUCGACAAGCAAUGGUGUUGGAAAUGGAUCGUCAAAGUGAUUUUUUUUGGAUUUUUUUGAAAGUUAGUAGCGGGCAGAGAAAAUUUUUUUAGGCCAUAAAAAUCAGAGAUGUCACCAAAAAUUACAGCGUUUUAUUAACAUUUUUGUUAUGAUUUAACUACAUUAAAGCGACAAAAUAAUAAACAAUUUGUUGUUUUUGCUUUAA